This is a messenger RNA of Thlaspi arvense, 560 nucleotides long. The record is from the annotation of a GenBank genome assembly. NCBI's taxonomy places the organism in Eukaryota, Viridiplantae, Streptophyta, Magnoliopsida, Brassicales, Brassicaceae.
AUGAGUGGAGCAUUUGGAGGAAACAGAGGAUUAAGGCCAAUACCACCAGAAAAGGGCAUUUUCCCUUUGGAUCACUUGCACGAAUGUGAUGCGGAGAAGAAAGAAUAUCUUGGCUGUCUCAAGUCUUCAGCUCACAAAUCUGAGCAAUGUAGACAUCUCUCAAAGAAAUAUCUUCAGUGUCGAAUGGCCAAGAACUUGAUGGCAAAGCAGGAUAUGUCUGAACUUGGAUUCAGUGGUGUUAAAGAAUUGGAUUCCACUGGAGAAAAGAGUAAAGAGAGUAUCGAACAUUGAAAGGUGGACAAAAGAAACUUUGAGCCUUUUUUUUUGUAGAAUAUUUGGAUUGAAAUUUGAUUCACUUGAGAUAGCAUUGAAAUAAAAGUCUAGGUUAGAAAAGUUCUACUAUUCUCAAACUAUAUGCUUCACCAUUUGUAAUCGUUACAUAUCACGUAUAUGUAUUUCUGUGUGAACUAAAGCAUUAUACAAAGUCAAAGUAUCAUCAUACAGAAGCAAAAGGAGUAUACAAUAUUGUUCUCGGCCCAUAUGCGCCUGUAGACUUUUUG